CCUUUUUUUUUCAAGAAUUAGGAGGAAAAAACAGAUGAUUUAGCAGACGGAUGAACUGUUUCACCUUCUGCGUAUCUCCCUCCCUCGAUUACUUCGGUCGCUAAGCGUAAAAUCCUUGUACGUGUUCAUCAAUGGCGUCCAUUCUCUGUUUUUAGUUACCAGACCCGGAAUUAAAACCCUAGAACACUCCUCCCCAUUUCGCAUUUAGAUUUUCCAGAUUUCGCAUUAUAUAAACGUGCCCACCACUUGAUUUCUCCUCCGACCGAGAUUCCAGAAAAAAGGUGUUUUCCAAUUUUGUCGGAUUCUCUGUUUGCGAAAUCGACAUGAACGCCGAACCCGUCAAUGGAGGAUCCGUACGGAUCCGGACAAGGGAUGGGACCCGGAAGCUUCCCAAUUUCUUGCAGAGCGUGAACAUGAAGUACGUGAAGCUAGGUUACCAUUGCCUCAUAACCCACAUGUGGAAGCUCUGUCUGGUUCCGUUAAUAGCGGUCGUAGCCACAGAGGCCUCUCGGCUUAGCCUAGAUGAUCUCCGACAUCUCUGGCUUCAUCUCCAGUACAAUCUCUUCGGCAUCGUCGUUUUCUCUGCCGCUCUUGCCUUUGGGUCGACCGUCUUCAUCAUGACCCGACCCAGACCCGUUUACCUCGUUGACUACUCCUGCUACAAGCCUCCAUCGAAUCUGGUGGUGAAUUUUCAGAAAUUCAUGAACCAUUCGAGGCUCAUUGAAGAUUUCGACGACUCCUCGCUCGAGUUUCAGAGGAAGAUCAUCCAGCGUUCUGGUCUCGGCGAAGAGACACAUCUCCCGGAGGCUCUCCAAUGUAUUCCUCCAAAUUCGACAAUGGCGGCGGCGAGAGAGGAGGCCGAACAGGUAAUGUUCGGUGCCCUCGACAACCUUUUAGAAAACACUAAGAUUAGCCCUAGAGACAUUGGGAUAUUGGUUGUGAACUGUAGCUUGUUCAACCCAACACCUUCCUUAUCCGCCAUGAUCGUGAAUAAGUACAAGCUUAGAGGGAACAUCAAAAGUUACAAUCUUGGAGGAAUGGGUUGUAGUGCUGGCGUCAUCGCCAUUGAUCUUGCCAAGGACUUGCUCCAAGUUCAUAGGAACACCUACGCUGUUGUGGUUAGCACAGAGAACAUCACUCAGAACUGGUACUUUGGCAAUAAGAAAUCGAUGUUGAUUCCCAAUUGCUUGUUCCGUGUUGGAGGGUCUGCGAUUUUGCUGUCGAACAAGCCAUCGGACCGGAGACAUUCUAAGUACAAGCUCAUCCACACUGUCCGAACCCAUAAGGGAGCAGAUGACAAGGCUUUCAAAUGUGUACACCAAGAACAGGACGGCAAGGGCAAGACCGGAGUUUCUCUGUCAAAGGAUCUAAUGGCUAUUGCAGGGGAAGCCCUAAAGACGAAUAUUACCACUUUAGGUCCCUUGGUUCUUCCCAUAAGCGAGCAGAUUAUCUUCUUCAUGACUUUGGUUGCUAAGAAGCUUUUCAAUGCAAAGAUCAAACCUUACAUACCCGAUUUCAAGCUCGCCUUUGAGCAUUUCUGUGUUCAUGCGGGCGGUAGAGCGGUGAUCGACGAGCUUGAAAAGAAUCUGCAGCUUUCGGAUACGCAUGUGGAAGCAUCUAAGAUGACAUUGCAUAGGUUUGGCAACAUUUCUUCCAGCUCCAUUUGGUACGAAUUGGCUUACACUGAGGCUAAAGGCAGGAUGAGGAAAGGAAAUCGGGUCUGGCAGAUUGCUUUCGGGAGCGGGUUCAAGUGUAACAGCGCGGUCUGGAUGGCUCUCCGCAACGUCAGACCCUCGGUUAAUAGCCCUUGGGACGAUUGCAUCGGUCGAUACCCAGUUAAGAUUGAUCUUUGAAUCCCCCAAAAUCAUUUAGAUUGAUUUAAGAUACGGUUAGUCCAAAUAUACACAUAGUCUCUCCUCUUUUUCUUGUUAUACUAUACUUCUUCUAUGAAGGGUUUGAUCACAUUGCCCAUGUUAGGUUGGUGAUUGUGAAUUGUGAUGUCAUCUCUUUUUUCCUUA
Tarenaya hassleriana is the source of this 2018-nucleotide messenger RNA. RefSeq names its product 3-ketoacyl-CoA synthase 9-like. The record is from RefSeq and is a predicted model, not a curated record. NCBI's taxonomy places the organism in Eukaryota, Viridiplantae, Streptophyta, Magnoliopsida, Brassicales, Cleomaceae. The transcript has a single exon. Gene Ontology annotation, biological process: fatty acid biosynthetic process. Gene Ontology annotation, molecular function: acyltransferase activity, transferring groups other than amino-acyl groups. Gene Ontology annotation, cellular component: membrane. The coding region runs from base 324 to 1853 and encodes 509 amino acids.